Molecule: messenger RNA, 700 nt
Organism: Gilbertella persicaria
Lineage: Eukaryota; Fungi; Mucoromycota; Mucoromycetes; Mucorales; Choanephoraceae
Exons: 4
Coding region: 1-696 (231 amino acids)
Source: RefSeq, a predicted model, not a curated record
AUGAACCAAACGACUAUCUACAAAAUCACUCAAAUGCAAGAACAAGUUUCCCAACUCGAACAAAAACCCGAAUCACAGACUCAAAUAUCAAGAGAAGGCGGUGUUGCCAACACUCUUAAUCUAAACUUGAUGGGCUUUUGGGACAUUCCUAGAGAAAGAAAUAUCACUGAUCUUUUAAUUGAUGAUAAAGCAAAUGAGAAUGACUACGGGAUCCUCAGAACAAUCGCAAAAAAUACCCACGAUGAAAUGGAGUUAGAGCUGCUGAAAGCUUUGAAGAAGAAUGACAAAGCAGCUGUGUUGCCUUUAUGGUCUGAAGUGCCUUCUGUUCUAAUCGCAAAAUACACAUUUAAGCUUGAAAGCAAUGCAGCUACUCAUGGCUUUCCUCUUCAAAGAUGUCAGCUUUCCUGGGCAGCCGGUCUAUUGCUCUUCGAAACACACAAGCACAGAAGUAAUAGAGCAAGAAAUAAGGCUUCUGUUGUUGAAAGAGAGAAUAACUCUAGGAUCAGUGAAAACCAAGUUAGUGUUGAGUUUCUUCAAAGUGAGGUGCCUUCUUUGGAGUACGCAAACCUAUAUUGUGGUGAUGAAUUUGAGGAUUCUGAAGAUGAAAUCUUUUCGGAAUGGAAAACAACUGUCGUCCUUGUUCUCCUUCUCCACCUCUUCCCUCUUCUCAACCUAAGAAAAGGGCAAACGCAAUGAAGAC